GCGACUCAAAAUGGACGAUCUGUUUGGCGAUCUUCCUCCACCCUCAGGUGGAAAUAACGUGUCGGGUUCAGUCGGAAAUUUGUACGAGGACCUUCCUUCAUCGGAGAGAAGUGAAGAAAAGAAUUCGAAAAGGAAACUAGAAGCUACUGGAGAAGAUCCUUCCACCCCAGCAAAAAGACCACUAAAACAAUCUAAAUACAAACUAAGGGGCUUUGCUGCGGAAAGGAAAGGAGAAAGAAAUGACAUGCAAGAUGCUCAUGUUAUUAAUGAUGAUUUCAUGGAAGAGUUUGGUACAGAGAAACCUCUUGGAAUUUCCAAUAUGUGUUACUAUGGAGUGUUUGAUGGACAUGCAGGCCCUAAAGCAGCUCAGUUUGCAGCAGAACACUUGCACAAGAACAUUGUACUCAAGUUUCCAAAAGGAGAAGCAGCUAACAAGGACAGAGAGAUAAAAAGAUGUUUAACAGAUGCUUACAAAAAGACUGAUGAUGAGUUUCUACUGGAAGCAUCAAAGGCGUCACCAGUUUGGAAAGAUGGAUCAACUGCCGUCACAGCUCUUGUUAUGGAUGACGUUUUGUACGUGGCAAACCUUGGUGAUAGUAGGGCACUUCUUUGUCGCUGUGGUGAAAAUGGAGAGACAUCAGUGGUUUCUCUCUCCAAAGAUCAUUCUCCAUCUCAGUACGAGGAAAGGAUGCGAAUUCAAAAGGCCGGAGGAACUGUCAGAGAAGGUCGAGUUCUUGGCGUCUUAGAAGUGUCGCGUUCGAUCGGAGAUGGUAGAUUCAAGAGAUGUGGUGUCAGCUGUAUCCCGGAUGUCAUGAGGUGCACUCUGACAGAUAAUGACAGGUUUUUGCUUCUGGCUUGCGAUGGUCUUUGGAAGGGAUUUUCCGUAGAUUCUGCGUUAAAGUUUAUCAACGACAUUUUGGAGAAAGAAAAUUUCGAAGAAACCGAAACGAUCAUUAACAAUACAGGUCUGGAAGAUGUACAACUCGACCCAGUCUCUGCACGCUUCCAGGAGGCGUGUCACAAAAUCGCCAGCGAGGCUAUCAGGAAUGGAAGCUCUGAUAACGUGACUGUGAUGCUGGUAUCAGUUACAAAGCAGUAAAGAGUUCUGCCACCCACCUCCUCACCCCGUCCAUCGUUGGAUCUUCAUUUCGCCAAUAAGAGUAACCGUUUCAAGAUAAACACUAUUAAUCGCUUGCAGUGAAAGAACGAAAUUGUCACUAAUUGCGUUGUAUGUGUUGUGUCACAAGGCAGAGGUCCAUUUGAUCGUAAACGUAGCUUGUGGAGAUCUUCCAAGAGAGAGCCAUGAUCAAAGCAAACUGUCAAACUGGCUGAAGUGAAGAGGGUCAUAAAUUGCACAUUCUGGACCAACGAGUUACUUUAUUUUCCAACUCGCACAUUUACACUUUACAUCUGUAAGCUACACGUAGUAUGUCUGUAAAUAGAUAGUUCAAAAUUGAAAACAAAUUCCAUUA
This is a messenger RNA of Stylophora pistillata, 1472 nucleotides long. Its product is annotated as integrin-linked kinase-associated serine/threonine phosphatase 2C. NCBI's taxonomy places the organism in Eukaryota, Metazoa, Cnidaria, Anthozoa, Scleractinia, Pocilloporidae. The record is from RefSeq and is a predicted model, not a curated record. Gene Ontology annotation, molecular function: cation binding; protein serine/threonine phosphatase activity. Gene Ontology annotation, biological process: protein dephosphorylation.